Parascedosporium putredinis is the source of this 1062-nucleotide messenger RNA. Lineage: Eukaryota; Fungi; Ascomycota; Sordariomycetes; Microascales; Microascaceae. The record is from the annotation of a GenBank genome assembly.
AUGGCUACCUCGAGGCCCCUUACCGGCCUCAAGAUCCUCGAGUUUGCCGGCCUCGCUCCAGGCCCCUUUGCCGGCAUGCUCCUCUCCGACGCCGGCGCCUCCGUCAUCCGCGUCGACCGCGCAUCCGCCACCACCACCACCACCACCGGCACCCCGCCCCCACCCACCCCCGAUUUCCUCGCCCGCGGCAAAGCCUCCAUCGCCGUCGACCUCAAGUCCCCCGCCUGCCUCCCCCUCAUCCGCCGCCUCGCCACCCACGCCGACGUCCUCAUCGACCCCUUCCGCCCCGGCGUCCUCGAAAAGCUCGGCCUCGGCCCGGCGGAGCUCACCACCGCCAACCCCCGCCUCGUGUACGCCCGCCUCACGGGUUUCCGCCGCGACGGGCGCUACGCCGCCAUGGCCGGCCACGACAUCAACUACCUCGCCGUCUCCGGCGUCCUCGCCAUGCUCGGCCGCGCCGACAGCCCGCCCCACGCCCCGCUCAACCUCGUCGCCGACUUUGCCGGCGGCGGCCUCGCCCUCGUCCACGGCGUUCUUCUCGCUCUCCUCGCCCGCGCCACCUCGGGCCGCGGCCAGGUCGUCGAGGCCAACAUGGCCGACGGCGCCUCCUACAUCGCCACCUUUCCCCGCCUCGCCCUCGGCACCCCGCUCGCCGACCGGCCCCGCGGCCAAAACACCCUCGACGGCGGCUGCCCCUGGUACGACGCCUACGAGACCCGCGACGGCAAGUACGUCUCCGUCGGCGCCCUCGAGCCCCAGUUCUUCGCGGCCCUGCUGCAGGGCCUCGGCCUCCAGGACCGCGGCCUCGAGCGAGACCGCGCCAACCGCGCCGCGUGGCCCGCCAUGCGCGCUCUCUUUGCCCGCACUUUUGCCGCCAAGACCCGCUCCGAGUGGGAGGCCGUCUUUGACGGCACCGACGCUUGCUGCGUCCCCAUCCUCGACUACGAGGAGCUGCGCUCCGACCCCCAGCGCGAGGGCGACCAGAGGCACUUUGUCACCCUGCGCGAUACUCCUUGCUUCGAGUUCGACCCCCUCCCCCGCCGCCGAUGGCCAGGGCUCUAG